CCGACACUUAUAAUACCUCAUCCGACAACCAACACACACGAUGAUACUUCGACAGUAUCCGAAAAUAAACUUAAAACGACGCGUUCUGGAAGAAGGGUGAGAUUUCCAGAACAUCUAAACGACUAUUGCACGUAAGGCACUUCUCGACAUUUUAUAUUAUUUUUAAAAAAAAAAAACAAUUUUAAUAUGCUUAUAUAUUUUUAUUUCUAUUUAAAAAAAAAAAACAAAACAAAAAAACAAUUUUUUUAACGCUAUUACGUGUUCAUGAGUUUAUUUUCCAUUUUUUUUUCCGCCGACAUUGUGCUUUGACGCACAUACGAGUGUAUUUCGACAUGCACUUACAUUUUCUUUUUUCUUUUCCAGGACGGCUGGAAAAGAACGAUGACGUUUAUGAGGAUCCGAAAUUUUCCAUGUACAUUUUCUUUUUUUACUAUGUUGUACCUCCGUCCCAUAUAGUAAGGAAAGACGACCAGACGCUGCUAAAUUUAGUAAGCUAUCAGAAGAGUGUUUACCAACGACAAACUCGUUGGGUUUAAACUUCUGGCUGGCCACGUCUUAGGGUCGUCACUGCCCCACUAGGGGGGGAGUGAUCUGUAGCGGUAAAUAAAUCCCCAAAAUAAAUAGCACUAAGUUUUCGACAUUGGAUGCUGACCAUAUGUUUUAGUGGACUCACCUAGCUGAAGGCGCUCGGUCAGCCAUCCGCACCAGAUCACGUGUGGUAACGCCGUGCUCAACAUCAACCGCAAUCGCUAGCCAGAUUAGAUCAGAGAAUUCCGAUAUAUUGGUCAUCGCCAAAUAUACUCUUCCGAUCUCCUCGACUCUGUCUUUUGAUUUCUCUGGGCGGGAACGAAAUAUAUUAGAAGGUGUUACUGGUAGAAGCGUUGUCAAACACUGAAUACCUGUGACAUCAUCAGGAUCAACGAAGUGCACCUGAUAUACUAUUACAGUUCCUGAUGCCUAAAGCCUAAUUGCUUUGAGAGCCGACAAAGGACGCAUUGUGUACCUCGACCAGGUGUCUGAAAAUGCUAUGAUGGUUUGCGCCAGCGUUCAGGUUAUGUCCUGAGGGAGAGCUUGAUGGAAGAAAAAAGAGACGACUCGCUAAGAAGAAAGAAUGCACUUACACUCACUGAUGAAAGCAUUCGAAAGCAGUAAGAAAAAAACAAAAGUGCAAUAUCAGGACUAUUCGAAAAUCGAAACUGAGAGUUGACGAGAUACAACUUCGAAUGUGUUACGAUGAUCCUAUCAUUUCCAAGGUCAGGCGUUUGCGAGGUCGGUAAACUUGAAUCGGGACAUCUCAAAGGACAUAGCAGACAUGUAGAAAGACCAAGAGCGAACAAAAUACCCGUGGCAUACAGGUUCUCACACCGAGUCAUCAAUUUUUGGAACCUGUUACCAGAAGCAGUGGUGUCUGCACUUUCAAUUGACUUAUUCAAGAGAAGACUAGACACUCACAGAAGUAUAAUAUAAAAAGAACGAUAUAGGCUGUAUGCCUUCUGUCCUUACGACACAAAUCUGAAAUCCGAUCUGAAUCUGAUUAUUAUUUCAUAUCUUAGCUACCUAAAUUAAGUGUGGCUUAUAGCCUGUUAUGUGAACCUUUCUAGCUUUUAAAUUGCCUAUAGUGUUAGAAAAAGUCAACAAAAUAAGACCGCCAUUUAUUCAUUGUAAAUGUUAUUAAAUAGUUAAUAACUUUACCCCAUUAACCGUCUCAUUGACUUCCUGACUGUUAUAUUGUACGCAUGUAAAGACAAAAACAUAAUUAAAACCCACUUUUUGGAUUUCUAACUGCUUGUCACUGGAUUGUUUCGUAUAAAUGGGAAGCUGUGAAUCAUUAGUUUGUCUGAAUGAGUUUUAUCUACUAGGUAGUUUCCUCGAGUACUGUUCCACCUGCCAAUUUUGGGUAGUAUCAUUAAUUCAACAUGUGAUCAUACUGUAGCCCAGGGACGUCAAUGUAAUUUGAAAGUUGUUUUAUUAUUAUUGAUAUAUAUUUGCCUGAGUUGUUUAUUCUUGUCAAUUUCAAGAUGUAAAACAAAACUCCUGAAUACUAAUCUUUCGAAAUAUUUACCGUGCCUUCGGAUCAAAUUGUUUGGAUUACACAAUCUUGAUUUUUAGGUAUGAAAUUUACGCACCCAAUUUGAUUAUUUUUUCACAUUAAAACGAAAACAAAUUCAAAAUGGUUUAUUUCACCUAAAGGAGCUGAUGGAUUUAUGGUCCACGACAUUCCUACCUGUUUUAUUCUAUUUUCAUGAAAGUAACAAAAAUUCGAGAAGCAUUUUGCCAUGGUUUGUGGUCACCUACUAAGUCUGACUUUCUUUAUUCCCUUAACUGUCUUCCUCUGAACGAACAGCAAGUAGCUUUGCGUUUUGCCUACCAACGAGAUGUACUUAGUUCUAUGGUUGGAAAGUUACUUAUCCGUGGAACAGCUGUACGAUACCUUAAGAUUUCUCCACAUGAUGUUAAACUACAACGUUCUCCGGAAGGAAGGCCAUAUAUUUUGGGUUAUUCUGAUGUGUUGGACUUCAAUAUUUCACAUGGUGGCGACUUCACCAUAAUUGCUGCAACUCCUGUGGGACGAUGUGGGGCUGAUGUCAUGCCUAUAGAACUGCCAGCAUUUCAAAGGUCCGCAAAUGACUUCGUUUUGAAAAUGAAGGACGUAUUUUCCUCUACAGAAGUGAACCGUAUUUUAUCCUCUGGGUCAGAAGCCGAAAAAAUGAGAAAAUUUUAUGAACACUGGUGUUUUAAAGAAGCUUACGUUAAAGCUUUAGGAUGUGGACUUCGUAUCCCCUUAAAAACGAUAGAAUGCCAGUUUUCUGACGAUGGCAAUGAAUUCUUGAUUGGUAAUGAGCCUACAAAUCAGCCAAAUAAAAAUUGGGCCUUUGAAAAACAUAACCUACCUGAAAAUCAUCUGGCGGUAGUUGCUUGGUUUGAAAACACAUAUGUGGAGACCAAAACCAGUACUUCAUUUUCCCAACUGAAAUUUGAACAGUUAGUGGACAAGUUAGCAGUCCUAUCGCCUGUAGAUAAUACUGCUUGGGAUCAAUUUUUGAGGAAGCCUCAUUCACCACCAUCAUCUCGUCAACGAAUUCAAGUUAAUUAAUUUAGAUUUAAUUCAUUGUUGAAAUUUAUUUAGUCAUCAAUUGCAUGCUAAUCAUUGAUUUUUAAAUAUAAAGUAUUUUAUUUAGGAGAA
Schistosoma guineensis is the source of this 3184-nucleotide messenger RNA. NCBI's taxonomy places the organism in Eukaryota, Metazoa, Platyhelminthes, Trematoda, Strigeidida, Schistosomatidae. The record is from the annotation of a GenBank genome assembly.